AGAAGAGGAGCUUGGAGAAGAUGCCCAUGUUUACUGGAAAACUGACAAAAAUACUAUUUAUCAGAGUGAUGGGGGGAAAUCCUUCAAUUUUGAUCGUGUGUUUCAUAGUAAUGAAACCACUAAAAAUGUAUAUGAAGAAAUUGCAGUACCAAUCAUCAAUUCUGCCAUACAAGGCUACAAUGGUACCAUAUUUGCUUAUGGGCAGACUGCAUCAGGAAAAACGCAUACUAUGAUGGGUUCUGAAGACUGUUUGGGAGUUAUACCCAGGGCAAUUCAUGACAUUUUCCAAAGGAUUAAGAAGUUUCCUGAGAGAGAAUUUCUCUUGCGGGUGUCUUACAUGGAGAUCUACAAUGAAACCAUUACAGACUUACUCUGUAAUGCUCAAAAAACGAAACCUUUGAUAAUUCGGGAAGACAUCAACAGGAAUGUGUAUGUUGCUGAUCUUACAGAAGAAGUGGUUAAUACAGCAGAGGUGGCUUUGAAAUGGAUCACAAUGGGAGAAAAGAACAGACAUUAUGGAAUAACCAAAAUGAAUCAAAGAAGCAGUCGUUCUCAUACGAUUUUUAGGAUGAUUUUGGAAAGCAGAGAAAAAGGUGAAUCUUCUAAUUGUGAUGGGUCUAUCAAGGUGUCGCAUUUGAAUUUGGUAGACCUUGCAGGCAGUGAAAGAGCUGCUCAAACAGGAGCUGAAGGUGUGCGACUCAAGGAAGGCUGUAAUAUAAAUCGGAGUUUAUUUAUUUUGGGACAAGUGAUUAAGAAACUUAGUGAUGAACAGUUUGGUGGUUUCAUAAAUUACCGAGAUAGCAAAUUAACUCGAAUUCUUCAGAAUUCCUUGGGAGGAAAUGCAAAAACUCGUAUCAUCUGCACAAUUACUCCAGUGUCAUUCGAUGAGACCCUAACCACUCUCCAGGUAAAUACAAAGACUCGGGCGCAGGAAAUGGAAAAGGACCAACUGGCCCAGCUUCUGGAUGAAAAAGACUUGCUUCAGAAAGUACAGGAUGAGAAAAUCCAGAACCUGAAGAGGAUGCUGGUGACGUCGUCUUCUAUUGCAUUUCAGCAGGAGCUAAAGGUUAAAAAGAAACGAAGAGUUACUUGGUGCUAUGGCAAAAUUAACAAAAUGAAGGAUUCGAACUAUGUAAAUGAAUUUAAAGUCCCAACAAAUGUAACAACAAGAGCAAAUAAAACUUCAGUGACUCUUUUGGGAGAAAAUUCUCUAAUGAGAUUGGGAGAGAAUGAUGAAUCACUCCCUAUUGAGUCGGAUGUGUUCAAUAACACUCUGGAACCAUUGACUGAGGUAGAAUGGAGUUCAGCAACAAAACUACUAGGCGAGGAAAACGUAGAAAGUGAGUUAAGCUCACUUCAUGCUCAAUAUGAUGAUCUAGUAUUGGACUAUGAGCAGCUAAGAAGAGAAAAUGAAGAACUGAAAUUGAAAUUAAAAGAAAAAAAUGACUUAGAGGAAUUUGAAGCUCUAGAAAGAAAAGCAGAGAAAGAUCAAGAGAUGCAACUGAUUCAUGAAAUUUCCAACUUAAAGAAUUUAGUUAAACAUGCAGAAGUAUAUAAUCAAGAACUUGAGAAUGAAAUAAGUUCAAAAGUAGAGCUUCUUAAAGAAAAAGAGGAUCAGAUUAAAGACCUGCAGAAAUACAUAGAUGCCCAGAAGUCAGAAAAGAUGAAAAUAGACUUGUCGUACUCAUCGGAACCCACUGAAGAACUAAAACAGGUGAUGCAAACGCUGUCUGAUAUGGACACUGUGGCCCUUGAUGCCAAGAGAGAGGCAGCCUUUCUUAGAAGUGAAAAUCUGAGGCUGCAGGAGAAAAUUAAUGAACUUUCAGAUUCUUGUAAGCAAAUGGAAAAUGACACUCAGGCAUAUCAACGCCAACUGGAGGCAAAAAAGAAAAUGCAAGUCGAUCUAGAUAAGGAAUUACAGUUUGCUUUUCAAGAAAUAUCAAAACUCACUGCCCUGGUAGAAGGCAAAGGUUUGCAGUCAAAUUUGGAACUGGAGAAAAAGAUUACUGAUCUCCAAAGAGAACUGAAUAAAGAAGCUGAAGACAAAGAAAUUUUGCAAAAAGAAGUCAGUUUGCUCUCAGAGUUGAAAUCUUUACCCUCUGAGGUAGAAAUGCUGAGGAGAGAGCUGCAUGAGAAAUCUGAAGAGCUGUGCUUUAUAACCUCAGAAAGAGAACACUUGUUUUCUGAAGUAGCUCAUAAAGACAGUAGAAUUCAAGGUUUGCUUGAAGAAAUCGGAAACGCUAAAGAUGACCUUGCAGCUUCCCAGCUGAAUUACAAAAGCAGAGAUGAAGCAUGCCAAACACUGAAAACCCUGCACAUGGAACUUGAGCAAAAAUACCAAGUGGUCUUGGAGGAGAGUGAGAGGAUGAAGCAGGAAAUAGGAAAUCUCUCUAAAGAAGCAGAAAAACUUGGUUUAAGUUUGGAUUCCUUGAAUGCCGAGCUUUCCCACAAGACUCAAGAGCUUCAGCAGAAAACAAGCGAGGGUCAAGAGAGGUCAGAUCAGAUGGAGGAACUAAGAGAGCAGUUAGAAAACAGGGAAUCCAGCCUGCAGUCUGCGGAGAAGGAGAGAGCAGUGCUCACGGAGAGGCUUCAGCAAGCCUUGGAAGAAGUCAGAGUCUUAACCCAAGAAAAGGAAGACCUAAAGCAACUCCAAGCAAGCCUGCAGACUGAAAGGGACCAACUCAAAAGUGACAUUCAGGACACUGUAAACAUGAAUGUUGAUACUCAAGAACAGUUACUGAAUGCUCUCGAGUCUUUGAAGCAACACCAAGAAACAAUUAACCAGCUGAAAAUGAAAGCUGCGGAGGAAACGUCCAAGAACCUGCAUACAAAGGACAGGGGAGGGACGGGAGAUGAAAUUCAGCAGAAGAUGAAUGACGUAGACGAAGAGCAGAAUCUGCUUGCUGGAAAUGCCCAAACAUUGAUUGCAGGUGUUAACGAUAAUGAGGUAACUGAAGAAAAGAGGAAAAUACAUUCUUUAAUGCAGGAGAAUAAUGGACUCCAACAAACAUUGGAAAGUAUUAUAGCAGAAAAGGAACAAUUAAAAAUGGAUCUACAAGAAAAUAUUGAGAUGACGAUUGAAAACCAGGAGGAAUUAAGAGCUCUUAGAGAUGAACUCAAAAGGCAGCAAGAGGUAGCUACACAGGAAAAAGACAUAGCCACUAAGAAGAGUGAAGAACUCUCCAGGGUGUGUGAGAGAUUGGCAGAAGUAGAAGAAGAGUUAAAGGAAAAGAACCAGAAACUCCAAGAAAAGCAGCAACAACUUGUUAGUGCAGAAGAAGAUAUGAGUGAGAUGCAGCAAAGGAUGACUGCCACGGAGAAGAGCCAGCGAUUGGCACUGGAGUACGUGGAGGCAGAGAGACUUGAGUUGACUCAGAAACUUCAUGAAAAUUGUGAGAAGAUGAAAUCACUAACAAAAGAAAGAAAUGAGCUAAGCGAAUUACAGGAAUCAUUUGAACUAGAAAGAAGGCAACUUAAAGAAUAUGUGAGAGAAAUGGAAGCUAUACGCCUCCAGACAGAAGAAGAACUAAACACUACUCGCACACAUCUGAAAGAGCACCAAGAAAUCAUCGAGGAGCUAAGAAGCAGCCUUACUGGGAAAGAAGCUCAAAUAGCAAGCACCAAGGACACAGAAAAGUCCCGUACCCAAUGGCAAGAGGAGACCCCAGGGCUACAAGAGCAAGAGCUACUUUCUAAUGUGGAAGAUGCGGGUGAGAUUCCAGGAAAAGCGAGUGAGCUGGAGCCAUUGAGAGAACACUCCACAACAAUGGGUUCAGAGCCAUCAGAAGACAUAGAAAAAGCGCGUGAGCUGGAGCCAUUGGGAGAACACUCCACAACAAUGGGUUCAGAGCCGUCAGAGGACACAGAAAGGCUUGGGCUGACUGAGAAACUUGAAGAAAGUCAGAAAGAGGUGAAAUGUCUCACUAAAGAGAGGGAUGACCUGAAAGUGAUGCUUCUAGCACUGCAUGUCGAAUGUGCCCAGCUGAAAGAAGAUGUGAAAGCAGCUUUGACUAAACAUCUAGAAACUGAAGAGGAACUUAACAUUGCUCAUUGUUGCCUGAAAGAGCAAGAGAAGAAAACUGAUGCACUGAGAGUGAGGCUCUCCCAAAAGGAAACUGAGCUGUCAAGUGUUCGUGUACAGCUAGAGUCGGCCACUGAUGAACUAGAGAGAAAGGUUCAAGAACUCAAUGAGAAACAGGAACAACUUAAUAUAAAAGAAACUAGUGAGUCUCAAGAGAAAAUGAAUGAACUAGACCAAGUCAAGGCGCUUCUCCUAGCCAAGGACUCAACACUACAAAGGAUAGAAAGUGACAGGCUCCAGCUGACUAAACAACUAGAAGAAAGUCAAGAGGAAAUGAGAGUUCUAAUCAAGGAAAGAGAUGAACUGAAAAGAAUCCGAGAGGCUCUUGAUGUGGAAAAUGAACAACAGAAAGAAAACAUUAAAGAAAUUGGCGCUAAGCUCCAAGAACUUCAGGACAAAGAGCGUGAAUGUCUUGUGAUGAAGACAACUGAGGAGACUCAAGGAGAUGCAUGUGAAAUGGAAUGCUUGACUAAGCAGUUGGAGGCCCAGAAGUCAACUCUGGAAAGGGUGGAAAUGGAAAAUGCUAACUUGACUCAAAGGCUUCAUGAAACCCUUGAAGAAAUGGGAUCUGUAGCAAAAGAAAGAGAUGAGCUUAGGAGUUUGGAGGAGCGCCUCACAGUAGAGAGAGACCAGCUGAAGGAGAGCCUUAAAGAGACAGCAACUAGAGGUCUGGAAAAAGAGGAGGAGCUGAGAGUGGCUCGUGUGCAUCUGCAAGAGCACCAGGAGACUAUCGUCAGUCUCAGAGAGAGCGUGUCUGCUAAGGCAGAUGAGAUGUCACGUAUUCAAGGGGACUUAGCACACACACAUACUGCCCUAGAAGUGCAGAGCCAAGAACUCCAAGAAAAAGCACAUCAACUUUCUCAAGUGAAAGCUGAGCUCAAGGAAACUGUGGAUGAAAUGGAGCAAUUGAAGAAGCAGCUAGAAGCCCAGAAUUCAACUCUGGAGAACAUAGAAAUAGAGAAGUUAAAAUUGACUCAACAAGUGUAUGAAAACCUUGAAAAAAUAAGACUUGUCACUAAGGAAAAUGAUGACUUAAAAGUUAUAGAUGAAGCCCUCAGAGUGGAGCAAGACCAACUAAGAAAAAGUCUUCAACAAAUGGAAGCGAACGAUCUGGAAAAACAAGAGAAACUAAGAAUUGCUCACCUGGAUCUGAAAGAGCACCAAGAAACUAUUGACAGACUCCGAGGGGUUGUGUCAAAGAAGACAGCUGAAGUGUCAAAUAUGGAAAUGGAAUUAGAAAAUGCAAAUAUUAAAUUACAAGAAAAGAUUCAAGAACUUAAGGCAAAUGAAGGUCAGCUUCUUAAGUUAAAAGGAGCUGCUGUUGAGACACAAAAGCAACUCAAGGAGCAAGGGUUAGCUCUGAAUAAGAUAGAGAUAGAGAAUUUAAAUCUGGCUCAGAAGCUUCACGAAAACCUUGAAGAAAUGAAAUCUGUAAUAAAAGAAAGAGAUAAUCUAAAGAGAGUGGAGGAAAUGCUCAAGUUGGAGAGAGACCAGCUCAAGGAAAACCUAAGGGACACCAAGUGGAAGGACCAUCAAAACCAUGAAGAAAUAGUAAAACAUGCAAAGAGGUUACUAUAUGAUGGAGAACAACACAGUACAGAAAGCCUUCGAGAAAAGUGCCUCAGGAUAAAAGAACUCCUGAAAAGAUACUCAGAAAUGGGUAAUGAGUAUGAGUGCUUGAAUUCAUUCUCUAUUGACUGGGAGAAGGAAACUAAAACCCAAAAAGAGCUGGCACUUGCUAUAAAAGCAAAGCUCUCACUUCCACACCCACAAACCAAAGAGAUUGAAAAGCUUCUUACUACAAACCACAGAUGUUCCAUGGAAUUCCACAGAAUUCUGAAGAAGCUUAAGUAUGUGUUGAGCCACAUUACAAGGCUAAAGGAAGAGCAACAUGAGUUCAUCAAUAAGUUUGAAAUGGCUUUUGUCCAGGAAGUGGAAAAGCAGAAUGAACUGAGGAUUAAGAUACAGAGCUUUCAACAAGUUUAUGAUAUUCCAUCCAAAGACUUAGAGAACCUCAAACUUAGCCAGGAUAUGGAUCUCCAUAUUGAGGAAAUUGCCAAAGAUUUUGCAGAAAAUGGAUUCCCCACCAUAAAAACUGAAUUCCAACAAGUACUAAGUAAUAGGAAAGAAAUUACUCAGUUUUUGGGGAGAUGGAUGAAUACUCCUUUUGAUACAGAAAAGCUUAAAAGUGGCAUCCAAAGAGAAAAUAAUAGCAUUUGCCAAGUGAAUAACUUCUAUAAUAGCAAAAUAAUUGCCAUGAUAAAUGAAUCAACAGAGUUUGAGGAAGGAAAUGCUGCCAAAUGUAAAGAGUUGGAACAUUAUCUGAAAUCACUGAAGGAAAAAACUAAACAACUAUCUAAAGACUACGAGACUUUGACUGUCUCCCGAUCUGCUGCCCAUGUUCAUACCACCACACAGCCUUCUACACAGGGCAGUAAAAAUCCUCACAUUGCGUCAGUAGGUGAACAACUAACAUCAGAGAAAAUUCAGGAGCUAGAAACCUCCUUACAAGAAGCCAAAAAAAGUGCCAUGCAUAAGGAAGGCCAGAUUGCAAAGAUGCAGAAGGAACUAGCAAUGUCUAAGGACUUGGUAGCAAAGCUCCAGAGUGAAGUCCAUGAAUCAAACAAAUGCCUUGAAAACACAAAGGCAACAGUACAAAAGCUUCAGGACAAAGUGGCGUUAGGAGCUGUGCCCUAUAAAGAAGAAAUUGAGGAUCUCAAAAUGCAGCUGGUGAAAAUUGACCUAGAAAAGAAGGAAAAUGCCAAGGAAUUCGAAAAGGAAAUUCUUUCUACAAAAGCCACUGUUACACAUCAAAAAGAAGUGAUAAGGAUGCUGAGAGAAAAUCUUAGAAGAAAUCAACAGGCCCAGGAUACCUCAAUGGUGUCAGAGCCCGACUCUCAGACUUUGAGGAAACCUUUAACCUGUGGAGGUGGCAGUGGCAUUGUACAAAGCACAAAAGCCCUUAUUCUGAAAAGUGAAUAUAUAAGGAUGGAAAAUGAAAUUUCUAAAUUAAAGCAGCAAAAUGAACAGCUUGUAAAGCAAAAUAAUCGACUAUUAAGUGAUAAAUCUCAGCUCUCCAAGAAGCUUGAAACAAUGAAGGAAAGAACCCUUAAAAGAGACACUUACAGAGAAUCAGCUUGUGAGAACUCUCCAAAGUCUCCCAAAGUGACUGGGGCAGAUUCUAAAAGGAGACAGAACACACCUUCUCAGUGCAGGGAACGGAACUUUCAAGAUUCACCAAAAUCUUUGUUUUCUGAUAACCGGGCAAAGUCUCUACCUGCACCUUACCCAGUUUGCUAUUUUGAUAACUCUGCUUUAGGACUGUGUCCAGAGGAACCAGCUGUGGAAGCAGAGAAUGUGAAUCCUAAGACAGACCUUUAUCAGCCCUCCUCAGGAAAAGAUGGGCCCGAGUGCAAAAUGCAAUAGAUGUCCCACCCACAGCACCCUCUAGAAUGGCUUCCGUGUGUCUACCCUGACAGUGAUGUUGCAGUCCAACUUAAUUUCAGUCUGAUUUACACUUUGCCCUUACAAUUAGAAGAUGGAGGAACAGCAAACUAAUUUAUUCCAGUUAUUUAGAAUGGUGAUAGCAGUACCUUCUUCUUGUAUUUGUGACACUUCCAGAAGCUGGACUAUUUUAUUUAUUUUUAUAUAUAUUGCAAAGAAUAAAGUUCUUGAAAGAACUUCCA
Cricetulus griseus (Chinese hamster) is the source of this 7767-nucleotide messenger RNA. Lineage: Eukaryota; Metazoa; Chordata; Mammalia; Rodentia; Cricetidae. The record is from RefSeq and is a predicted model, not a curated record.